Bactrocera tryoni is the source of this 1498-nucleotide messenger RNA. Its product is annotated as tubulin gamma-1 chain-like. Gene Ontology annotation, cellular component: cytoplasm; centrosome; microtubule. Gene Ontology annotation, biological process: mitotic spindle organization; cytoplasmic microtubule organization; mitotic sister chromatid segregation. NCBI's taxonomy places the organism in Eukaryota, Metazoa, Arthropoda, Insecta, Diptera, Tephritidae. The record is from RefSeq and is a predicted model, not a curated record. Bases 69 to 1439 code for a protein of 456 amino acids. Gene Ontology annotation, molecular function: GTP binding; structural constituent of cytoskeleton. The transcript is spliced from 6 exons.
UGUUGAACCACUACAAAAGUAGCUAAGAUUUAAUAGAACUAUAAAUUUCUUUUUUUCGCUUUUACAAAAUGCCAAGUGAAAUAAUAACAUUGCAGUUGGGACAAUGCGGGAACCAAAUCGGCUUUGAAUUCUGGAAGCGCUUAUGCCUAGAGCACGGUAUUUCACCGAACGGUGUACUGGAGGACUACGCCACCGAUGGCUUAGAUCGCAAGGAUGUCUUCUUUUAUCAGGCUGAUGAUAAUCAUUAUAUACCGCGCGCGGUAUUACUCGAUCUGGAGCCACGAGUUAUCAAUACAAUAAUGACAUCAACGCACGCUAAGCUAUAUAAUCCAGAGAAUAUAUAUUUAUCGAAGCAUGGCGGCGGCGCAGGUAACAAUUGGGCUUCGGGUUUUAGUCAGGGUGAGAAGUUACACGAAGAAGUUUUUGAUAUAAUUGACCGCGAGGCUGAUGGUAGUGAUUCACUGGAAGGUUUUGUACUCUGCCAUUCAAUAGCCGGCGGCACCGGUUCGGGUAUGGGUUCAUAUAUAAUGGAACGAUUGGCAGAUCGUUUUCCCAAAAAAUUACUACAGACCUACAGUGUAUUUCCAAACCAAGAUGAAAUAAGUGAUGUUGUGGUACAACCAUAUAACUCGUUGCUUACACUAAAACGUCUGACUGUGUGUGCAGAUUGUGUGGUCGUUUUGGAUAACACAGCUUUGAAUCGCAUUGCUGCAGAUCGAUUGCAUAUUGAAAAUCCAACAUUCGCACAAAUUAAUAAUCUAGUAUCGACCAUAAUGUCGGUCAGUACAACUACUUUGCGUUAUCCAUCUUAUAUGAACAAUAAUCUGAUUGGAUUGACAGCGCCAUUGAUACCUACGCCACAAUUACAUUUUCUAAUGACUGGCUAUACACCACUCACUACUGAAAACGAUCCAAAUUUGAGUGUACGUAAAACGACGGUGUUGGAUGUAAUGCGCCGUCUGUUACAGCCUAAAAAUAUGAUGGUCUCUUCUGGACCUGACAAGACAAAUCAUCAUUGCUACAUCUCUAUAUUGAAUAUUAUACAGGGCGAAGUUGACCCAACACAAGUACACAAAUCGCUGCAGCGUAUUCGCGAACGAAAACUGGCGCAAUUCAUACCAUGGGGUCCAGCUAGUAUACAGGUUGCCUUAUCCCGUAGCUCACCAUAUGUGCAGAGCAAUCACAAAGUUUCUGGUCUUAUGAUGGCUAAUCAUACGGGCAUCACAUCGCUAUUUAACCGCGCUUUAGCGCAAUAUGAUAAAUUGCGUAAACGUGGAGCAUUCUUAGAUCAGUUUCGGCGAGAGGACAUGUUUAAAGAUGAUCUAUCAGAAUUGGAUCAUUCGAAACUAGUAUUAGAUUGUCUAUCACAGGAGUAUGAAGCAGCAACUCGUCCAAAUUAUUUGCAAUGGAGUCCAAGUAAUGUUCAACAAGGCUUCUGAUUUUGCGCGCAUUUACUAUUUUCUUAACACAAAAUUUUUUUAUUAAGUUAAAAAAUGAA